AUGUUUGCCAUGUCGCAACACCAAUAUACCUAUGCCGCCGCUCAGGCACCACCACCACGGCAAUAUCCCGCCCACGGCACCAGCAGCGCCUUUUCCAGUUCCGCAAACCCCGAUGAGGAUUGGACCAAGAUCUCCGAUCUUGCUGAGCGCCGGAGGAUCCAGAACCGGAUCGCUCAACGCAACUACCGCAAGAAGCUCAAGAGACGUUUGGAAGACCUGGAGAGACGCGCCAACACCUCGGAUGGCUCCCCACCGGCCAGUGGACCAGAGAAGCAGACCACCAGCAAGAAUGUGAAGAAGUCCCCGGUUAAGACGCAAAAGGGAACUCCGGCGCCCCAGAAGCCAGUGCAAGCGCCCCAGUUUACGCCGCCCAUGACCCACGAGGACGAGCUCAUGUUUCCUUCGCCAUACGACGACAGAGAACGCUCGCACACACCACCAUUCAUCCAGUACUCUUCUUACCCGCCGCCCGACGAGAUGCUGCUGCCUCCCUACGGUGCCGCGCAGCCCUACCAGACCAUGACCACGGCCGAGGCGUACCCUAGUUACAUGGCCACCACCAUGCCCUCGACGCUGCCCUCCAUUACUCACUUCAACGACGCCAUCAAGAGGGAAUCGUACCCCGAGGAGUCAUUGUCGCCCUACAUGAACUACGGCUUCCUGCCAGGCAUUGAUAUGAGUGGUCAGAACCCAUACGACAGCUCCAACCCUCAUACACCGCCUCUUUCCCACUCAUUCGACCACUCGGCAAACUGCUCUGAUUCCGGUUAUGAGUACCCAACCACACCGCUAUCAAUGCCAGACUCGCCCAACAUGAUACAACAAUGA
Messenger RNA from Pestalotiopsis fici W106-1, 828 nucleotides. RefSeq lists its product as uncharacterized. NCBI's taxonomy places the organism in Eukaryota, Fungi, Ascomycota, Sordariomycetes, Amphisphaeriales, Sporocadaceae. Gene Ontology annotation, molecular function: DNA-binding transcription factor activity. The coding region runs from base 1 to 828 and encodes 275 amino acids. The transcript has 3 exons. The record is from RefSeq and is a predicted model, not a curated record. Gene Ontology annotation, biological process: regulation of DNA-templated transcription.